AUGGCUCGUCCUAAGAAGACUGAAGAGAAGCCCAAGGAGGCUGCGACUCUUCAAAUCAGCAUUGAGGAUUUCAUCCGUACCAGGGAUUCGGUCGUUACUGGCCUUGCUACUCUUCAAUCGGCCGUCCAGGACUUGUCGCGUGCGUACAUCAACCAUAGCAACACUGUUCUUGGCCGUCCCGGCGCGGGCCCAACUUUGGACUUCUUGUCUCUCUCGAACCCGCUCGGCGAUAAUGGCUUGCUUCUGGCGCAGCGCGGCCUCACCCCCGGUAUGGUCGCUGAUGCCGGCGAGAAGAAGAAGCGCAAGAAGCGGGCUCACGACAAGAACGCGCCCAAGCGUCCCUUGACCCCAUAUUUUCUCUACAUGCAAUUCGCGCGCCAGGACAUUAUGAAAGCUCUUGGUGAAGGAGCGCGUCCCAAGGACAUUAGUGCUGAGGGCACCAAGCGCUGGGCUGAAAUGUCCGAUCAGGACAAGCUCAAAUGGAAGGAAUAUUAUCAGGAAAAUCUUGCCAAGUACCAAGAAAAGAUGAAGGAAUACAAGGCCAAGACCGGAGGGGCCGAUCACUCCGAGGAUGCUGCUGCUCAGUUGGCGGCUGAGCAGGAAGCCGUUGCUUCUGCCGGCAGCAAUGAUGAGGAGGAAGAAGAGGAGGAACAGGAAGAGGAGCCUGCCCCACCUAAGCCUGCCUCUCCUGUCAACAAGCGUCGCAAGACCGCCGCCAGUGCUGCGGCUGCCAGCUCCCCGGCGCAGCCCUCUCCUGCCAAAUCUGCCCCGAUUCUCCCCCCAAGUGCCAAGAAGGAGGCGGCACCUGAGAUCAAAUCCCCGGAGCCGAAGAAGCGGCGAUCGCGGAAGUCCAAGGGCGCCGAGGAGGCUGCAGCUGAGACUGCUGCUCCUGCAAAGGAGCCGCCUAAGAAGGAGAAGGCCCCCCGCAAGAAGCGCAAGAGCGAGGCUGUCAAUGAGUAA
Xylona heveae TC161 is the source of this 960-nucleotide messenger RNA. RefSeq lists its product as hypothetical. Lineage: Eukaryota; Fungi; Ascomycota; Xylonomycetes; Xylonales; Xylonaceae. Bases 1 to 960 code for a protein of 319 amino acids. The transcript has 3 exons. The record is from RefSeq and is a predicted model, not a curated record.